This is a messenger RNA of Drosophila ficusphila, 3890 nucleotides long. RefSeq names its product muscle segmentation homeobox (gene Vsx1). Gene Ontology annotation, molecular function: sequence-specific double-stranded DNA binding; DNA-binding transcription factor activity, RNA polymerase II-specific. Gene Ontology annotation, cellular component: nucleus. NCBI's taxonomy places the organism in Eukaryota, Metazoa, Arthropoda, Insecta, Diptera, Drosophilidae. Gene Ontology annotation, biological process: regulation of transcription by RNA polymerase II. The record is from RefSeq and is a predicted model, not a curated record.
GCACCGAACGCUCCAGCGCUCAAAACCCCACAUUAAAACAAUAAAAAUCACACAGAAAUAAACACACCUACAAACCCUAAGUGCGUGAGUGAUCUUUUUUCCUGUGACGUGUGCGUGUAGUUGUGCUUGACAGCUGUCAUGAAAAAGUGCAAUAAAUAGAAACUUGCGAGUUGCAACUCUGUCGACAAACACAAACUUAGAACUUAGAACGGAAACCACAUAGUGCAAAAGUACCGUCGGCGAAAUGCAGGCCACCAAAAUGCGAACGCCCUUUGCCAUCCAGGAGAUCUUGGGGCUGGGCGCCUACCAGCAGCAGAACAGCACCAACGCCUCUGGCACGCCCACAGAGGCGCCGCCCUCGCCGGCAGCCACGCCCCCGCCCGCCACGAGUACGCCCGCGAACGGCUCGAUGUCGUCGGGACAGCAGCAACAGCAACAGCAGCAGCAGCAGCAGCAGCAGCAACAGCAACAGCAACAGCAGGCCUUGGACGGCCUGAGGGACUCCCGGUCCAUAUCGCCCGACGUGUCCAGACUCUCGGCGGCUGCAGCGGCGGCAGCGGCGGCCGCCGCCCACUGCCAACUGCCCGUGUUCAAUCCGGCCAACUUCUACGCCGCCGCCGGGUACGCCGCUGCAGCGGAUCCGGGCAACGCGGCGGCGGCCCACCACCACCACAUGACCACCUUGGCGGCGGCCGCCUACCUGCGCGGCUUCCUGCCGCCCGGGUUCAGCACGCCCCACGAGUUCCGGGGGCACUUCCAGCAGCACUUCGGCGCCCAGUUUGCAGAACAAGCCGCCGCUCGUGGCCAGGAGUACGCCAGCAGUUUGGCCAACGCCAGUGGCGACGAGCAGUCGCCCAGCAAGAACAGCAGUUCGUCGGGCAACGGCUCCGGCGGAUCGGGAUCCGGGUCGGGAUCUGGAUCUGGAUCGGGAUCAGGAUCUGGAUCGGGGGGCGCCAACCAGGUCUCCAAUGGAAUCGGACACUUGGGCUCGCCGACGGCCAGCAACGGGGGCUCCGGGGGAGGAUCCAUGGGAACCGCCGCCACUUCCGGGAGCAGCUCCUCCACGUCCGUAGGAAACUCCGCCGGGAACGGCGGCAACCCUGGCAGCCGCUCCUCGCCCGCUGGACCGCAUCACUCGGCCGCCCUGGCCGCCCACCAACAUGCAGCGGCUGCUGCGGCCGCCGCCCACCAUCACGCAGCGGCGGCCGCCGCCGCCCAUCACGCCCACCACGCCCACGUUCAGGCGCACGCCCAUGCCCACGCCCACGUCCACGCCCACGCCGCCCACGCGCACCACGCCGAGGCGUUCCUGGGCGCCGCUGGCGGGGCGGGCGGCAACCCCAACAGCCUGCUGGCCGCCCACGGGGCGGAUGUCCUGGUGGGUCCUGGCGGCACGGGUCCCGGCGGCAAGAAGAAGAACAAGAGGCGGCACGGCAGGACGAUCUUCACCAGCAGCCAGCUGGAGGAGCUGGAGAAGGCCUUCAAGGAGGCCCACUACCCCGACGUGAGUGCGCGGGAGCUGCUGUCCAUGAAAACCGGAUUAGCCGAGGAUCGCAUUCAGGUCUGGUACCAGAACCGCCGGGCCAAGUGGCGCAAGACGGAGAAGUGCUGGGGCCACAGCACCAAGAUGGCCGAGUACGGGCUCUACGGGGCGAUGGUGCGCCACUCGCUGCCGCUGCCGGAGACCAUCAUCAAGUCGGCCAAGGAGGACGAGUCGGUGGCCCCCUGGCUGCUGGGCAUGCACAAGAAGUCCCUCGAGGCCGCCGAGCUGCUCAAGAGCGACGAGAGCGACCGCGAGACGCCUACCUCGGACGACACCAACACCAGCUACUCCGCCGGCAGCACCCACAACUCGCCGAUCUCCAGCUUCUCGAUCUCGCGGCUCCUCUUCGACGCCCCGCCGCCGGCGGCAGGUUCCGCGGGCGGGAAGGGCCACCACCACCACCACCACCACCACCACGGCCACCAGAAGGGGGGCCACCACCACGCCCACGCCCACGCCCAUGCCCACGCCCACGUGCACGCCCAGGCGCAGGCGCACGCCCACAUGCUGCUGCACCACCAGCAGCACCACCUGCACGGCGGCUCCGAGGCAGCCGCCCUGCAGCAGCAGCAGCAGCAGCAGCAGGGAGCAGCAGGAGUGGCCGGAGCGGGAUCCGCGGCAGGAGCGGUGGGGGCCCCCGCUCACCACCCGUACAACCAGCAGCAGCACCUGCACCACCUGCAGCAGCUGCAGCAGCAGCAGCAGCAGCACCAGCAGCAGCAGCAGCACCACCAUCACCACCAGGUGCACCACAUGCACCACCACAACGCGGCGGGCUACGCCGAGGCAGCAGUGGCUGCCGCAGCGGCCGCAGCAGCCGUGGCCGCAGCAGCGAACGCGCGGAACGCAGCAGCCGCGGCCGCAGUGGCGGUGGCAUCCGCCUCCGCAUCCGCAUCCGCGUCGGUGUCCGCCUCCUCGGCCGUGACCAUCGCCGAGUCCGAGGCGGAGGAGGAGCAGGACGAGGGCGAGGACAUGGACAUGGAGCUGGACAAGGACUGCGAGGUGGAGGAGGAGGAGGUGGAGGUGGAGCCGCGGGACCACGACGACGACAACGACCAGGAGCAGGAGCGGGAGGGCGAGAGGGAGGAGGAGGGGGAGGGGGAUGCCGACGCGGACCCCGAGAUCGACAUCUGCGACGACCACGACGAGGAGGUGCGUCUGCAGGAGCAGCUGCUGCUGAAAGUCAAGCAGGAGCAGUCGCACCACGGACCCAGAUGAAACAUGUACAUCGACGUGUUGUUCUAAGGACAACGAUGAAUGGAUUUAGAUUCCGAUUCGGAUUCGGAUUCGGAUUGGGAUUGGGAUUGGGAUUGGGAGCACAUCCGGCUAAUGCAAUGAACAUUUUCCAGCAAUAAAUGAGAUAACGCACUGGUCUCCACAGCAACAAAUCUCAUAAGCUAAAGGCAUUACAUUUAAAGAUUAAACGAAAACAAAUCGAAAACAAAACAAAAACAAAAACAAAAGAAACCCUAAACUUAAAGCCAGCAAACAUUUUUUUUCAUACACCUAAGGAGCACACGUAAUUAAUCUAUGUAUAAUCGUACAUACUAACGAAUACUCUCUCAUUUUUUAGUGUACAUAUUAAAUUAUUGCGAAUAUAAAGACAAACAAACACAAACGAACACUAGAGCCUAAGGAAAGCUGCAACAACGAUUUGCGAAAUUUUAAAAAUAUGCUAAAUGUGAUUUAAUUUAGUUGUCCAUUCUGAACAAGGCUUUUUAUGGUUUAAGACAUUUUUUUUGCCCCUUAAAUUUAGUCAUUUUUUUUUUCUAACUGUACUGUACUCCCUGUAAAAAUGUACAUACCAAAUUCAAUCGAUCGAAUAUACGAGUAUUUGCCACGACCUGCGAUGCAACCCCUGUCCACUGCCUCUGCCCAUCAUUUUCUCCACUUUUUGUCUGCGUAAUUCGAGUUUUGGAAACGAAACAAAGAUACAUGAGUAACUGCAAUUGUGUAAUUGAAUUAACAAACAAUCCACAUACAAUACACAUACUUAUAUAUGAAAGUUAGAUGAAAUAAAACGGAUGAUAUACAAAUACAGACGGGGUCUUGUGUGUUCUUGGAUCUUUUCAAUCGGAAUCUUAAGCUUCGUUUCGUAAAGUAGAACUAUCUACCCUGGAUGUAACGAGGCUUGCUCUGUUACUGUGUAAAGUAGAACUAUAUACACUGGAUGUAACGAGGCUUGCUCUGUUACUGUUUACAUGUCGCAACGUAAUGCGAAUGAUUCUCCGUUACACGAUGUAAUGCCACAGACUUCCAUGUUAGCUUAACAUGAACAUGUUUAUGUAGCAACCUCAUGUAGUUUCGGAAAGCAGGGUAAAAUGCUCAUGUACAUUACUCUCUGUAA